GGAGGUGGGUGAAAGGAGAGGAAUGGGAGGGGAAGCAGCUGCUGCCUAGUUCAUUCCCAGUACAGCCUCUGCUUCUCGCUCACCACGCACACACAUACACACAUACUGGUGUUUAGUGGUGGUGGUGGUGUUGGUGGUGGUGGGGCACUUCAACCGGACAACAAAGGGACGCACAGAGGAGCGCACUGCAGCCGGGAUAGGAUCACACGGUACCAGCAUCCAGUGUCAGCGACCAGCUCUCUGAACUCCUUAUUUCAUCUGUACUGGGAAAUAAACCAUCAGUCAUACUGGAGGUGACCGUCACAGAGGCGUUAAUUGCUCACGUAGACAGUACGGCCGUACUUGUGAGCCUCGGCAGCGAGAUGGAGAUGGAGCAUUUCGACGAGCGGGACAAAGGUCAGAGGAACAGCCGGUCCAGUGCGAGGAUGAACGGGGUGCUGAGUCCCACGCACAGCGCCCACUGCAGCCUGUACCGGACCCGGACCCUGAAGACUCUGACCGCGGAGAAGAGAGCCAAGAAGGUCCGCUUCUACCGCAACGGAGACCGGUACUUCAACGGGAUAGUGUACGCCAUCUCCACAGACAGGUUCCGGACCUUUGACGCCCUGCUGGCGGACCUGACCCGCUCCCUGUCCGACAACGUCAACCUGCCGCAGGGCGUCCGGACCAUCUACACCCUGGAUGGCAGCAAGAAGAUAACCACCAUCGAUCAGCUGGUAGAAGGUGACAGCUACGUAUGCAGCUCCAUCGAAGCUUACAAAAAGUUGGAUUACACAAAAAACGUGAACCCCAACUGGUCGGUGAACGUCAAGGCCUCAGCUGCAUCCUCUCGCGGGCCUCCCUCCCUGGGCAGCGCCAAGGCCAGUGCCCCCGAGAGCCGCGAAACCAAGGACUUCAUACGUCCGAAGCUUGUGACGGUGGUGCGGAGUGGAGUGAAGCCCCGCAAAGCUGUGAGGAUCCUGCUGAACAAGAAGACGGCCCAUUCCUAAGAACAAGUCCUGACCGACAUCACCGAUGCCAUCAAGCUUGACUCGGGGGUGGUGAAGAAGAUCUACACGCUGGAGGGCAAACUGGUGUCGUGUCUGCAAGACUUCUUUGGGGAUGAGGAUGUUUUUGUGGCGUGUGGACCGGAGAAGUUCCGCUACCAAGAUGAUCUGAUGCUGGACGAGAGUGAGUGUCGUAUGAUGAAGUCAGUGACCUAUGGAAAGAUGUCUGGCUCUCUGAGCCGAGGCUCCCCAAGGACCGCCAUCCAGUCACGGCGCAGCAAGUCUCCUGCAUCUGUGAACGGGACGCCGGCCAGUCAGCUGUCCACUCCUCAUUCGGGAAAAUCUCCCAGCCCCUCCCCAACCAGCCCGGGCAGCCUCAACCGACGCCGGGGGUCCCAGGGUUCUUCCACCUCUCUGUCUUCCACUAAAGUUUCAAGCUCAGUGGAAGACGGGGACGGACCUGUUACUGAAGCUGAGGUUCUGGUCGAUGAGGUUCCAGCUGUGCCAUCCUACAUAUCAGACCGCUACAAGGUGGGGCGCAUGUUAGGCGAUGGGAACUUUGCUGUCGUCCGGGAAUGUGUGGAGCACUCCACAGGCAGGGAGUACGCUCUGAAGAUCAUCAACAAGGGCAAAUGCAGAGGGAAGGAGCACAUGAUCCAGAACGAGGUUGCCAUCCUCCGCAGGGUCAAACAUCCAAACAUCGUUCUGCUCAUAGAGGAGGUGGACACCUACAGCGAACUUUAUCUGGUCAUGGAGCUGGUCAAGGGGGGAGAUCUGUUCGACGCCAUCACCUCUGCCAACAGGUACACAGAGAGAGACGCCAGCGGCAUGCUCUACAAUCUGGCCAACGCCAUCAAAUACCUCCACAGCCUCAACAUUGUGCACAGAGACAUCAAACCAGAAAACCUGCUGGUGUACGAGCAUGCAGAUGGCAGCAAAAGCCUGAAACUAGGAGACUUUGGUUUGGCGACUGUGGUGGAUGGACCCCUCUACACUGUCUGCGGGACCCCGACAUAUGUAGCACCUGAAAUCAUCGCAGAAACAGGUUAUGGCCUUAAGGUGGACAUCUGGGCAGCUGGAGUCAUCACCUACAUCCUGCUGUGUGGUUUCCCACCCUUCCGAGGGAGCAGUGACGAUCAGGAAGUGCUUUUUGACCAGAUACUAAUGGGACAGCUAGAAUUCCCUCUCCCGUACUGGGACAACGUUUCAGAGACAGCCAAGGAGCUGAUUCGAUCCAUGCUGGAGGUGGAGGUGGAUCAGAGAUACACAGCCCUCCAGGUGCUAGAGCACCCUUGGGUCACUGAUGAGGGUCUAUGUGAGAACGAUCAUCAGUUGUCAGUAGCAGGCAAGAUAAAGAAGCACUUCAACACCAGUCCGAAAGGCAACGACACCACUGCAGGAGUUUCAGUCAUUUCUUUGGAUGACAGCUUUUCUAUGCAGAGAUCUGGGUCGUUGGAUUUCUACCAGCACCCGGCCAUGUACUGGAUAAGGCCACCCCUCUUGAUAAGGAGGGGCAGGUUCUCAGACGAGGACGCCACCCGGAUGUGAAGCCGCUGCCUUUGCAGAUGAUGCCUACGAUGACAACAGUAACAACACCAACAACUAAAACACUACGGGCGGAGCCUCCCAGUUGCCUCC
Molecule: messenger RNA, 2624 nt
Organism: Epinephelus lanceolatus (giant grouper)
Lineage: Eukaryota; Metazoa; Chordata; Actinopteri; Perciformes; Serranidae
Gene: dclk1a
Product: doublecortin-like kinase 1a
Biological process (GO): axoneme assembly; photoreceptor cell development; protein phosphorylation
Cellular component (GO): axoneme
Molecular function (GO): ATP binding; protein kinase activity
Source: RefSeq, a predicted model, not a curated record